AUGGUUGAAUCGACCCCCAAAGAUCAAUUCCAGCCUAAAUUAAGCACGGCCGAAUAUCUGAAGCCAGGAGAUAAUGUCGACGUCUAUAGACCCCGACUGUUCGACUUGACUUCAGGCCGAGAGAUUCCAGUCAAUGACAACUUGUUCAGAAAUCCUUACGCGCUGACCAAUGUGGGGUGGUCUCAAGAUGGCAAGAAGUACCGCUUCGUCUUCAAUGAAAGGGGCCAUCAAAAUCUUCGGCUACUGGAGAUUGACUCCAGUGGUGGCGUGAAUGCCUUGGUUGAGGAAAGCAGCAACACUUUCAUUGACUACCACCACAAGUUGUAUCACGGGGUUUUCGAAGCAAGAGGUGAGAUCGUAUGGGCGAGUGAGAGAGAUGGAUUCAACCAUCUAUAUCUGUACGAUCUCGAGAACGGCAAAUUGAAAAACCAGAUCACGAAGGGAAAUUGGGUGGUGCGAUCCGUUGAGCUGAUUGACGAAGAAAAAGGCGUGAUCUGGUUUCGAGGGCUGGGUAUGGUACCGGGCCAGGACCCGUACUAUUCUCAUCUGGCGUGCGUUCAAUUUGACGGGUCAAAUUUCAGUAUCGUAACGAAAGGAGAAGGCACGCACUCAUGGAAAUGGUCCCCAAAUAAGCAAUACCUCCUCGAUAGCUGGUCAAGAGUUGACUUUCCACCCAACACGGUAGUUCGAAAGGCACAGACUGGGGAGCUUGUGGUCGAACUAGAGCAGAGUCAGUUGAACCGCCUCCUCGAGGUGGGGUGGGUGUCUCCGGAUAUAUUCGUGGCUACUGGAAGAGAUGGAGAAACCAGUAUCCAUGGCAUCAUCUUACGUCCCGCAGAUUUUAACCCUUCGCUUAGUUACCCUAUUUUGGAGCAGAUAUAUGCUGGGCCUCAAGACUACUACACUCCAAAAGCGUUUCAGACUCUUCCAAAGCUUCGGCAACGCGCUGAUCAGGGGUACAUAUUGGUGGUCUUGGAUGGAAUGGGCACAAACUGGAGGUCUAAGGAAUUUCACGAUGUCUGUUACAAGAAUCUAAAAGACGCUGGAUUUUCCGACCGCAUAGCCUGGAUCACUGCCGCUGCCAAGACUCGUCCUUGGAUGGACAUCUCCAGAGUUGGGUGCUACGGAGCUUCCGCUGGGGGCCAAAAUGCAGCUGCGGCCGUAAUACAUCAUGGCCAGUUCUACAAGGCAGCAUGUGCCUUGGCUGGCUGUCACGAUAAUCGUAUGGACAAGCUUUGGUGGAAUGAGCUAUGGAUGGGGUACCCGGUGGAUGAGAGCUACGAAAAAUCGUCAAACGUGACCCACGCACAUAAAAUUCAGGGGCAGCUGAUGCUGGCUGUGGGCGAGUUGGGCGCGAACGUGGACCCUUCGUCAACUAUGAAGUUGGUACACGCACUGAUCGAGGCGGAGAAAGACUUUGAGCUUGUGUACAUACCGGGCGCGGGCCAUCAGAUAUCCGCGCUUCCGCAUGUGGUAAGGAAACAGAACGACUUCUUCAGACGACACCUAAAAGAACUUUGA
Molecule: messenger RNA, 1521 nt
Organism: Neoarthrinium moseri
Lineage: Eukaryota; Fungi; Ascomycota; Sordariomycetes; Amphisphaeriales; Apiosporaceae
Exons: 1
Coding region: 1-1521 (506 amino acids)
Biological process (GO): proteolysis
Molecular function (GO): serine-type peptidase activity
Source: RefSeq, a predicted model, not a curated record